Solanum tuberosum (potato) is the source of this 4128-nucleotide messenger RNA. RefSeq names its product TMV resistance protein N-like. Bases 121 to 3828 code for a protein of 1235 amino acids. The record is from RefSeq and is a predicted model, not a curated record. NCBI's taxonomy places the organism in Eukaryota, Viridiplantae, Streptophyta, Magnoliopsida, Solanales, Solanaceae. Gene Ontology annotation, molecular function: protein binding; ADP binding. Gene Ontology annotation, biological process: signal transduction; defense response. The transcript is spliced from 5 exons.
UAUUAGUUGACUGGAAUGUUUAUUUCUUCUUUCCUCUAUAUAACUAAUUUGUUCAUCAUUCAAUUGAUCUCAUCCGAUCCAUAGACUUUAGUUUUUCUUUUCAGACAAUUAAUUGAAUCUAUGGCAUCAUCUUCUUCUGCGAGUAAUUCACAAUACUGUCCUCGAUGGAAGUACGGUGUCUUUCUAAGUUUCAGAGGAGAUGAUACCCGGAAUAAUUUUACGAGUCACUUGUACAAAGGUUUGAAAAAUAGGGGAAUAUUCACCUUUCUAGAUGAUGAAAGGCUAGAGGAUGGCGAUUCCAUCUCAGAAGAACUCGUGCAAGCGAUAGAAGAGUCUCAAGUUGCUGUAAUCAUUUUCUCAAAAAAUUAUGCUAUGUCAAGGUGGUGCUUGAAUGAACUAGUGAAGAUUAUGGAAUGCAAGGAGAAAGAAAAUGGACAAACAGUUAUACCGGUCUUCUAUUAUGUGGAUCCAUCACAUAUUCGAUACCAAAUUGAGAGCUUUGCAGAAGCAUUUGCCAAACACGAAUCGAGGUAUAAGGAUAAUGUUGAAGGGAUGCAGAAGGUUCAAGGAUGGAGGAAUGCUCUAACUGUUGCCGCAGAUCUAAAGGGACAUGAUAUUGAUGACAAGAUUAAUCAAUCGAUGAAAAUUGAUCAGAUCGUCGACCACAUCUCUUCCAAACUUUGCAAGAGUGCUAGUUUAUCUAAUUUGCAAGAUGUUGUGGGAAUAAAUGCUCAUUUAGAGAAACUAACAUCCCUACUUCAAAUAGAAAUCAAUAAUGUUCGGAUUGUAGGAAUUUGGGGAACAGGCGGAAUUGGUAAAACGACGAUAGCAACAACCAUCUUUGAUAAUCUAUCUGAUCAAUUUGAUGCAGCUUGUUUUCUAGGGGAUGUUAAAGAAAAAGCAAGAGAGAAUCAAUUACAUUCUUUACAAAAUAUCCUUCUCUCUAAACUGUUAAGAAAAAAAGAUGAUUAUGUCGAUAAUAAGUAUGCUGGGAAGAGCAUGAUUAAGCGCAGACUUUGUUCUAUGAAGGUGUUGAUUGUGCUUGAUGACAUAGAUCAUGGUGAUCAUUUGGAGUAUUUAGCAGGUGAUGUUGAUUGGUUUGGUAAUGGAAGCAGAGUUAUUGUAACAACUAGAAAUAGAAAACUGAUAGAGAAUAAUGAUGCAAUAUAUGAAGUGCGUACACUACCUGAUCAUGAAGCUAUGCAAUUGUUCAAUCAACAUGCUUUCAAAAAAGAAGUUCCAGAUGCGUGUUUUAAGAAUUUCUCGUUGGAAGUGGUAAAUUACGCUAAAGGCCUUCCUUUAGCCCUCAAGGUGUGGGGUUCUAUGUUGCAUAAGAAAGGCGUAGAUAAGUGGGAAAAAAUUGUAGACAAAAUAAAGAAGAAGUCUAAUUCAGAAAUUGUUGAAAAACUCAAAAUAAGUUAUGAUGGGUUGGAGCGCGAAGAGCAAAAGGUAUUUCUUGAUAUCAUAUGUUUCUUCCGUUGCCAUGGAAGAGAAGCAGUCAUACAAAUUGUUGAGACCUACAAUUCUGGAGCUGAAGACAUAUUGGAUGUCCUAAUUGACAAAUCCCUUGUGUUCAUCACUGAAAAUAAUAGAGUUGAAAUGCAUGACUUGAUUCAAGAUAUGGGCAAAUACAUAGUGAAAAUGCAAAAAGAUUCUGGAAAUUAUAGUAGAAUAUGGAAUGUUGAAGAUUUCGAAGAUGUGAUGAUGAACAAUAUGGGGACAACGGAAAUGGAAAUAAUCUGGUUAUGUAUAUCUAAAAAACUAAACUUUAGCAAAGAGGCAAUGAAAAAUAUGCAAAGGCUUAGGAUAUUACACAUACGGCUUUAUCCAUGGGCUUCCCUAAGUGAUUCAGAAGAUGACUCUAUUGAGUACCUGCCCAACAACUUGUGUUGGUUUGAUUGGCGUCAUUAUACUUGGAAGUUAUUGCCAGAAAAUUUUAAUCCCAGAAGGCUUGUUAAUCUUGAUCUCCAGAAGAGUUCAUUGCAUUAUUUGUGGAAGGAAACAGAGCAAUUUCCGUCUCUACGAAGGAUAGAUCUAAGUGGCUCUAAAAGGCUGAAGAGAACGCCAGAUUUCAAGGGGAUGCCAAAUUUAGAGUAUUUGAAUCUACAGGAAUGUACGAGUCUUGAAGAAGUUCAUCCUUCCCUCAAGUAUUGCAGAAAACUCCUUGAGUUAAAUUUGCUUAAGUGUGAAAGCCUUGAGAGGUUUCCAUAUGUUAAUGUGGAAUCUCUUGAAUCUUUGCAUCUACAGUACUGCUCUAGUUUAGAGAAAUUUCCAGAAAUCCUUGGAAUAAGGGAACUGCCAUUAUCUUUGAAUGGCAUGGAAAAUCUUGUAUCUCUUCCAAGCAACAUUUGUCAGUUGAAAGGUUUGGUGACUCUGGAUGUGUCAUACUGCUCAAAACUUGAAAGCUUGCCAGAAGGGAUUGGUGAUUUAGAAAAAUUGGAGGAGCUUGAUGCCAACUAUACUCUAAUCUCACGUCCUCCGUCUUCCAUCAUCUGGUUGAACAAGCUUAAAUCAUUGAGUUUUGUAAAAGAAAAUCCAGAAGAUACAGUGAACUUCGUGUUCCCUCAGGUGAAUGAAGGGUUACUCUCAUUGGAAAUACUGGCUCUCAGCUACUGCAAUAUAAUAGAUGAAGGACUUCCGGAAGACAUUGGCUCCUUAUCCUCUUUGAAAGAGUUGUAUCUCUGUGGAAAUAAAUUUGAGCAUUUGCCUCAAAGCAUAUCCGAACUUGGUGCUCUUGAAUACUUGAACUUAUCAGAUUGCAAGAGACUUACACAGCUGCCAGAAGACAUUGGAUGUUUAUCCUCUUUGAAAGAUUUGAGGCUCAACGGAAAUAAUUUUGAGCAUUUGCCUCAAAGCAUAUCCAAACUUGGUGCUCUUGAAUACUUGCACUUGUCACAUUGCAAGAGACUUACACAGCUGCCAGAAGACAUUGGAUGUUUAUCCUCUUUGAAAGUGUUGUAUCUCAAGGGAAAUAAUUUUGAGCAUUUGCCUCAAAGCAUAUCCAAACUUGGUGCUCUUGAAUACUUGCACUUGUCACAUUGCAAGAGACUUACACAGCUGCCAGAAGACAUUGGAUGUUUAUCCUCUUUGGAAGAGUUGGAUCUCAAGGGAAAUAAUUUUGAGCAUUUGCCUCAAAGCAUAUCCGAACUUGGUGCUCUUCUAUCCUUAGACUUAUCAGAUUGCAAGAAGCUUACACAGCUGCCAGAAUUUCCACAGCAAUUACAUACAAUAUAUGCAGAUUGGAGCAAUGAUGUGAUCUGUAAUUCGUUGUUUCAGAAUAUCUCAUCAUUGCAGCAUGACAUUUGUUCUUCACAUUCCUUUUCACUAAGAGCGUUAUGGUGUUGGAAGGAGGAUAUCCCAAGUUGGUUCGACUAUCAGGGAAUGGGCACAAGUGUAUCAGUAAAUUUGCAUAAGAAUUGGUAUGCAAGUGAUAACUUCUUGGGAUUUGCUGUAUGUUACUCUGGCAAACCAAUUUAUUGCAUCACAGCUCAUUUGAUUCCCUUAUCAUGUGAUGAUGGGAUGUCGUCGAUGACCCAGCAAUUUGCCUUAUCCAACAAUCCACAUCAUGGUAUUUCUUUUUUCUUGAUACCUCUUGGUGGCUUAUGGGAUGCAUCUAAUGCAAAUGGAAAAACACCAAAUGACUAUGGGUGCAUUAGGUUAUAUUUUAAUAGAGAAAUAGGUAAAUAUGGAGUUCGUUUGUUUUAUAAAGAUGAAGCUGAGCUUCACAUUGGGAUAAGGAAGAGCAGAUAUGAAGAAGAGGCCACUUGCUCCUCUUCUAAGAAACAAAGGCAACUCUUGCAGCUCUUUCCCACAAGCCCCAGUUUAUAGAUUAACUAUAGUUAGGUGAUGUACGUAUCAGUAAUCAGCAGCGAGUUUGGGGACACUGCCUAAGAAGGGAACAUGUACGUACAAUUUGGGUUGGCAAAAAUUCAUUCUUUUUAUAUUUCAUUUCAAAAUAUAAUCACAUUUUCCAUUUCCUGACAAAUACAUAAAUUGCAGAAGCUUUGGAAUCCAGUGGAGCUCAAAUAAUUUCUCCCCAACCAUCAAGUUCUAUUUUAAUAAGUGCAGGAAACACAUUUUAUUAAUCAUCUCUGAAAUUAAUAUAAUCUAAUUAGCAAAGAAACACUA